AUGCUGCUUUAUAUGCUUUCUAUACUGGAAUCUGAACAUGAUGAGGGAUUGAAGGACAAAGAUGAUGCAUUUAUGAGUGUAGAUGCAGAGGUAGACGCAGAAACAGAUGCAGAAGCAGGAGACGAAUCAUUCUUACGUAGCAUCAUUGAAGAUGAAGAUGCCGAAGCAAAAGUUGGUGAAGGUGCCAAUCCAGAAGCUGCUCAAGAUGACAAGCCAAAAGGACGGAAGCAAAUGGCGUCAAGAUCACAAAUCUGGGAGCAUUUUACCAAAGUUUUUGAUGACAAGGGGUUAGUAAAGGAAGGAAAAUGCAAGUAUUGUGGCCGACCAAUUCAAGCUACUACAUCAAUCAAUGGAACAACAGCAAUGCGCAGGCACUUUGGUACAUGCAAGCGCAGUCCGAAUAAGAAAAUGGAUCCAAAUCAGACCACUUUGCAAGCAACUCCAGGAGAUGGCAUUAAUACUUGGAGAUAUGAUGCAAAAAAAGUUAGGAAGGCAUUUGCUGUGAUGGUCAUGGAGGAUGAACUGCCUUUUGCAUUUGGUGAGAAAUCUGGAUUCAGAAAGUUCAUUUCAGUCGCUUGCCCCCGCUUUAGUCCACCAUCAAGAAGAACUUGUACUAGGGACACUGUCAAAAUCUAUCUAGAUGAGAAAUGCAAGUUGAAAAAGUUUUUCAAAGAGAAUUGUGGAAGUGUGUGUGUAACCACUGAUUGUUGGACUUCUCAGCAGCAAGAUGGCUAUAUGGUAGUGACUGCACACUUCAUUGAUGAAGAGUGGAAGUAUCAUAAGAAGAUUAUUAAGUUCAUUAUGGUGAAGGGCCACAAAGGGAAGGACCUUGGGAAGAACUUGCAGAGAUGUUUGAUGGAAUGGGGGCUAGAGAGAGUUAUGACAGUCACCGUGGAUAAUGCAAGCAAUAAUGAUGGCUCCAUUGUUCACUUGAGAAAGUGCAUGGUUGAGGCCAAAACUAGCAUAGCUGCUGGAAAGUUUUUGCAUAUGAGAUGUGCGGCACAUAUUGUCAACCUUAUUGUACAAGAUGGCCUAAAAGAAGUUGAACUUUCAAUCAAACGUGUCCGAGCUGCUGUGCGAUCUAUCAAGAAUGGGACUUCUCGGUUGGUAAAAUUCAAAGAGCUAGCAUUGGAAGAAAAAGUUAAGAGCAAAGCAUUCUUGAACCUAGAUGUAUGCACUCGGUGGAACUCAACUUACAUAAUGUUGAAGGCUGCCAUCACCUACGCGAAGGUGUUUACAAGGUACUAUGAGGAUGACCCAUUGUAUGCGUUGGACUUGUCUGAAGAAAAAGGAGGAUUUGGGUAUCCAGAUGAAAUGGAUUGGGAAAAUGCUAGGAAAAUGGCUGCCUUUCUUGCUCAUUUUUAUGAUCUUACUUACAGAUCCUUUGCAAAAAGCUAUGGCAGAGAGGAUGAAAAAGAAAAGUUUGACAAAUACUGGGGGUCUUGGCAUGAGAAUGAAAAGGUGAAGGAUAAGGGUCCUAUUGUAAAUGAAAGAGGGAAAGGGAAGAAGAAGGAGAAGGAGGAGAAGGAGAAGGAAAAUCUCAACUUGCUCAUUUUUAUUGCUGCAGCUCUUGAUCCAAGGUAUAAGCUUUCUGAUUUCACUAGGCUCGCUACUUUGGAAAUAUUUGGUGUUGAGUCUGGAGAGAAGGUGUGGUAUGCUGUCAACAAAUGUGUUCGCGAGUUGUUUGAAGAAUACCGAGUAAGAUUGACUACACCAGAACCAACAACACCAGCCAUUAUCCAAGUAACAAUAGAAGGAGGAGGAGCAAGUAUGAUGAAGGAACUAAUUGCAAGAUGGUGGAAAGAGAAUUCAUCUAGGUUUCCAAUCUUGGCAAAUAUGGCUCGUGAUAUUCUUGCUAUCCCCAUUACAACUGUGGCUUCUGAAUCUGCCUUUAGCACAAGUGGACGCAUACUUGAUGACUUUAGGACAUCUCUAACUCCAUUUAUGGUGCAAGCUUUAGUUUGUACGCAAGACUGGCUGAGAAGGUCAACAGAUCCGGUCGACAUCAAGGAGAACUUGGAAGAAUUAGAAGUGCUCGAAAAAGAGUUGAUUGAAGAAUUUGGUGACAAGGUGAAGGGAAAGCGCAAGUUCAAUGGUGGUGUUGUUUCUUCUUCCAUGGCCAAGUCAAACAAGAAAUCUCUUGGUUGCGGCGCAGAGCGGCUUGUUGUCGAGGUUGAAAGCACAGAGGAGAAGUACCAUCCGACCCCCGCGUCGUCCCCAGGCGACUCGGGGGAUCCCAUCUCGCUGGCCGGCGCCGCACCUCUCUCUCCUCCCCCCUCGCCGCCGCCGGGCAAAACCCGCGCUGCGGACGGCGGCGGCGGGGCGUUCGCUGCGCAGCGGCGAGGUUCCUUGGUGGUGGGAGGCGCUCUUUCCGCCGGCUCGGCGGCGCAGCCGCGGCGGCUCCCCAUGUGCGACACCGGCGGCUCCCUGCGUGGAUCUCGCGCUAGCGCCUCCAGAUCCGGCCGGCGCGGGUGA
Aegilops tauschii subsp. strangulata is the source of this 2475-nucleotide messenger RNA. NCBI's taxonomy places the organism in Eukaryota, Viridiplantae, Streptophyta, Magnoliopsida, Poales, Poaceae. The record is from RefSeq and is a predicted model, not a curated record.